Molecule: messenger RNA, 1584 nt
Organism: Mycotypha africana
Lineage: Eukaryota; Fungi; Mucoromycota; Mucoromycetes; Mucorales; Mycotyphaceae
Exons: 3
Coding region: 1-1584 (527 amino acids)
Biological process (GO): protein import into peroxisome matrix, docking
Cellular component (GO): peroxisomal membrane; cytosol
Molecular function (GO): protein binding
Source: RefSeq, a predicted model, not a curated record
AUGGAACAAGUGUAUGCAAGGCAUCACCCUGAUUUACCACCUCAACUUCCUGCAGCUCAAUAUUUCCGGCAACAUUAUCUGUUCCAAAGCUCCAGCAGCAACAGCAGUACGACGACAUCUACUAGCUCCUCACAAAUUUGGACAGACGAGUUUUUUCAGAAACAGCAGGAUCAUUCUCAAAUAGAUGAAGAGGCUUUGCAACGAGCAUUUGAAGAGGUUCAGUUAGCAAAUGAAGAGAAACGACUGCAAGACAUUCCACAACAAUCUUCUUUCCAACCUGCUAUAAGCAUUACAUCAUCACAGCGGCAAAAUGUAGCCGCACGUACAGACACGUCUUUUUCUCAUUUAUUGGACACUAAAGAUUGGUCAAAGGAAUUCAGUAAAUAUCAUGAUUUAUCAGCAUUGGAACAACAGCAGCAGGAAGCACAAUCGACAGACAGUCUUGUUGCGUCAAGGUCUGUCUCAAAUGAUCAAGAAGAGGAUGACAUAGAAGAUUGGCUUCGCAUGUAUCAGAAAAGCUUCGAAAACAAACAAAGUCUGUUGAAUGAAGAGACUCUAAAGAAAGAACAGCAGUCGUGGGAUCGAUUAAAACCAGGCCAUGGAUAUCGAGCUAUUCAUCCAGAGUAUGAACAAUAUCACUAUACUCCCAACAAUCCUUAUUUGAAUCAUCAACAUACUAUUGAUCAAUAUCAACAUGAAACUUUAGCUGACAUGGUCUUGGCCUUGGAAGCCAAAGUGCAACUGAAUCCUAAAAAUGCUCAAGCAUGGGAACAACUUGGCCUCAAACAGCAAGAAAACGAACGAGAUGCAGCUGCAAUCACUGCUUUAGAGAAAGCUGUCGCCUUAGAUCCCCACCUACUCAAUGCAUGGAUGGGUUUAGCUGUCAGUUAUACGAAUGAGCACUGCCGUAUGGAUGCUUAUAAUUGUUUAGAACAAUGGCUUUUCAAUAAUACCAAGUAUACACAUUUAUUGGAUGGCCAACGAUUAGGACAAUUUGAUACAAAGGAUGAAAAAAAGCGCCAUGAGCAUAUUACUGAAUUGUUUUUGAAAGCUGCCCAUGAAAGAGAUAAGUCUUUGUUAGAUGCCGAGGUUCAAGUUGGUUUGGGUAUAUUAUUUAAUAUGUCUGAAGAGUAUACAAAAGCCAUUGAUUGUUUCAAAGCAGCAUUGAUGACUCGACCAGAUGAUUAUCAAUUAUGGAACAAAUUAGGCGCUACAUUGGCCAAUUCGCGAGACAUGGAGGCAGCGAUUGAGAUGUAUUUCAAUGCGUUACAGAUUAACCCAUCCUUCGUUAGAGCGAGGUAUAAUCUGGCAAUCAGUUGUAUGAAUUUAGGGCAAUAUCGCGAAGCAGCAGAACAUUUGUUAACUACUUUGGAUUUACAACGUGCCGCAUCUCUUUCAGCAGCUGAAGUUGUGAGAAGAAUGAGUACCAAUGGUCAACCGCAAGUUGCUCCAAUGGAUAUACCAAGCUCUGGCACAAGUAAUGGAAUUUGGGAUAGCUUACGGUUACUCAUGUUUAUAGAAGAUUUGGCAGCAGAGUGUGAUAAACAGAACUUGGAAGCUUUUCGGAGCGAUUUCGAAUUUUAA